AUGGGAAAAACGCCUCUCCUACUUUUAUCGGACGAUCUUUUCGAUGUGAUAGUUGACUCCGCUGUCGGUGAGACGGUGGAUUACUGGCCGUACCGAUGGGAACUCCUCUCAAGCUGCGCUCUGGCUUCUAGAGUAUUUUUACCCCGCUGUCUGCAACACUUGUAUUCGAAGAUAAAACUCCCAUUUGAUCUGGAUCCCGGAAAACGCGAGCAGAGGAUACGCGACCUGCACGCCAUCUUGCACGCCCGUCCAGUAAUUGCAGAUUACGUGCAAGAACUGCAUCUAUGUCUUCCACGGGGAGAAGCAUCAUGGACGUACGAGGAUAGCUAUUUUGUGGAAGUAAUGGGGCUGUUACGCAAUGUGAAAAAGCUGCGGUUGGAGGGAGGACCACAUCAGGAAAUACUUAGUAUGCCUGAUAUCUUCAUCCAGCGUUUCUUCCGCCCGUACAUUGCGCCCACUGUCAAAUCGCUUCACCUUGAAUGCCUAGUCGACGCCCCUACUCAGUUGGUGACUGAGUGCACUCAAUUGGAGGAACUCGUCAUGAUAUUCUGUAGCUUGGAUGCUAAGUAUCCUGGAGGAACAAUCACUCGCCCAUCGAUCAGAAAACUGGACUACAACAGCGCAGGCAUGGCACUAUCAGAACUUCUUCCAAAGGGACAAAGCGGAAGCUCUUCUCUUGUCGAUUUUUCGAAUUUACGCAGCCUCAAAAUUUACACUGACACGUUGCGAAAUCUACUUUUCGAACAAGAGGUAAUUGAUGCAUCACGAGGAGCUCUUGAGGAGCUGCGUUUCGUAGUUGAUGAAUGGCAAAGAGAUCCGCAGUUUCAAGCAUCCGUUUCCCUUCGCGAUUUGCCAAACCUGCAUAGCCUCGAAUUCCCUAUUUUUUUCCGGAUCAAGGUUGAAGAUAGCCUUAUUGAUAUCUGCAGCACUCUAAACACUAUUCCCGACGAGUUCCAGAGUCUAAAAAAUCUCUGCCUUCGGUUAUAUGUUGGAUUCACCUGCACCACUACCCCAGAACAUUUGUUGGAAUCCGACUGGGGCCCUUUAGCCUCCCAGAUCCUCAGGAUCUCAGCAGGAAGGUCGUUGGAACUGUCCCUUGACCUGACAUUUCAGGAUAGAAGCGACGAACCGGACACGCCAAGCGAUCUCGGCAGUCCCAAUCGAGAAGAUUUGGAUGGUAGAUGCCAAAAGGUUCUGGAGGAGCUGGUUCAAGGGCCGCUAGCUCGACUUAAAGAGAACAAUCAAAUAAUCGUCACUCUUUCCAGUGCAGUCGAGACUCCUCAUUAUUCGUGA
Molecule: messenger RNA, 1293 nt
Organism: Psilocybe cubensis
Lineage: Eukaryota; Fungi; Basidiomycota; Agaricomycetes; Agaricales; Agrocybaceae
Exons: 2
Coding region: 1-1293 (430 amino acids)
Source: RefSeq, a predicted model, not a curated record